Molecule: messenger RNA, 1290 nt
Organism: Lutzomyia longipalpis
Lineage: Eukaryota; Metazoa; Arthropoda; Insecta; Diptera; Psychodidae
Product: ctenidin-1-like
Exons: 3
Coding region: 486-1037 (183 amino acids)
Cellular component (GO): extracellular matrix
Source: RefSeq, a predicted model, not a curated record
UCUUCACUCACUCACAUUUACACUACAUAAUUGUUACACAUUAGUGAGCAAUUUUGGAUUAUGUAACACUUUAAUGCAUUGCGUUGCUUCUUUUGCCGUCUUUAUUUGAGGGUUUGAAAGUGAAUCUUCUAGAAUGCAAUGGCGUGGCGCAGAAAGAAGAAAUGCUCUUCAUAAAUCCGCGCAAGCUUGUAUGCGAUUUAUUCACGCAAUGCAAUUACUAGCGUUAUCAACCGCGUGAUUGUUACGAUGAGUUAUGCGCCAAGGUCUGGCGUAACCGAUUGAAUUAGAAGGGCGAAUCUGAGGUGUGGAAAAGAAUUCACCUGUUAGUGAUGCUCCACACCUUCCCUUUCGUGUGCUACAUUCUUCCACCUCCCCCCAAGUUAGCUGGUUUGCUGCAGAAAUACUAUUUGGGUAUAAAUGCCAGUAGAUGAACCCGAUGAGGUAUCAGUGUUUUCACUACAGAACAGUGAAGAGUGUACUAUACAAUGAGGUUUUUCGUGGUGUCCGCUGUUCUGGCCACCAUCAUCUCCGUGUCGGCCCAGGGGGAUGAUUCUGGAUACAAUGUUGAGAUAACUCACGCCAAUAUUGGCGGAUUUGGCGGUGGAGGCUUUGGUGGCGGCGGCGGCGGCGGUGGUAGCAGUGGCGCCGGUGGAGGAUUCGGAGGUGGUGAAGGAUUUGGAGGUGGUGGAGAAUUAGGAGGGGGUGGAAGCGGUGGUGAAGGAGGCGAUGAAGGCGGUUUUGGAGGUGGAAAUGAGGGCGGCUUCGGGGGUGGAGGCUUCGGAGGCGGUGACCAUCACGGUGGAUGGCAUGUUCCGGACUAUGAAUUCAAAUACGGAGUAAAAGACCCGAAAACUGGAGAUCAUAAAGAACAGUGGGAGCAGCGUCAUCAUGAUCACGUAAAGGGUGAAUACUGGCUCCAUGAACCCGAUGGUACAAAGCGUAUCGUAACGUACACUGCGGACCCCAAGACGGGUUUCCAUGCCAUUGUUAAAAAGAUUGGACAUGCCGAGCAUCCACAUCACUACGGUGGAAUCUAAAAGCACCUAGUCAAGGACUCUGAGGAUCACACAUUAUCACAUGCGCUUCAACCCUAUUCCUAGCCCCAUUCUAUGCCAUAAAAUAUCUCUUCAAUGGAUAAUCCUUUCGCGUCAUUCCCACCAUCCUAUAUUAAAUCCUUUUCUACUCCUAAACUCCUUGUCAUACCGCUCCUGCAGAAUUGAAUCAAUAACAUCUAUGUUAUUAUGUUAACUAAAAAGUAUGAUAUGUAUAAAAAAGGUACUUUAUGCAAUU